Messenger RNA from Mytilus trossulus (common blue mussel), 498 nucleotides. RefSeq lists its product as uncharacterized. Bases 7 to 498 code for a protein of 163 amino acids. The record is from RefSeq and is a predicted model, not a curated record. Lineage: Eukaryota; Metazoa; Mollusca; Bivalvia; Mytilida; Mytilidae. The transcript has 2 exons.
CUUGCUAUGGACGCAGAAAUCAAAAGACCCGCUAAACGAAAAUCAGAAGAAAAAUCUUCCAAAUUACUACAUGUUGCAUUGCCCAAAUCGGUUUCGGAUUGGAAAAGAUCUGAUUUGAGUCAACUGAAUAUUUAUUAUGCCGAAGAUUUCUUAGAUAAGCCUUAUGAUGUGUUAUCAAAAAUACCAACGCUUGUCGAACUGAAUAAUUUUCAAAAGGAAUAUAUUCAAGAAGCCAACCAUUUCCUCAAAUUCGAGGCAUCCGUUGAAAAAUUACAAUUGCAUGGUCCAUUGGUGAGAUCUUCAAUCGCGGAACUCUAUGUUGAAUUGGAAAAACAACCAGAAAAGCUUGUAACCUUUAAAGUAAGAAGAUUUAUAAUGGCUCUUGAUCGUCUAUUAGAAGAUGUUCAGCAUGCCUUUAAGAGUUUCAAGCCAUAUGAGGGAUUAUUUACUCAGUUUGUUAGUGCUUUUGCUGAGUUAUGCUGUUUAGAAGCAGUGUAA